AUGGCCCUGCAAGAACGCAAGCUUCCCUUUGGGAAGAUUGAGCCCAACUCGGGCAAGUAUUUCCUCAGCUGUGCUCUUGGCGGCAUUAUCGCUUGUGGUCCAACACACACCGCCGUCACACCCCUUGAUCUCGUCAAGUGCCGUCGUCAAGUCGACCCCAAAAUCUACACAUCCAACAUCUCUGCAUGGCGCUCCAUCUUCGCCAAGGAGGGCCUGCGCGGCGUCUUCUUCGGUUGGUCGCCCACCUUCCUGGGCUACUCCUUCCAAGGUGCCGGCAAGUACGGUCUCUACGAGUACUUCAAGCAUCUGUAUGGCGACACGCUUUUCCCCCAGUCUAACCGCACUCUGGUCUUCUUGGGUGCAUCUGCAUCGGCCGAAUUCUUCGCCGAUAUGGCCCUGUGCCCGCUCGAGGCUAUCAAGGUCCGCAUGCAGACCACACUGCCGCCGUAUGCGAAUAACCUGCGCGAAGGCUGGAGCCGUGUUGUUGCGAAGGAGGGAAUGGCUGGUCUGUAUCGGGGAUUGUAUCCACUAUGGGCGCGCCAGAUUCCCUACACUAUGACCAAGUUUGCGACCUUUGAGGAGACGGUGAACCAGAUUUAUCGGUAUCUGGGGAAGCCAAAGGAGAGUUACGGUCAGUUGACGCAGACCGGUGUGAGUUUCUUGGGUGGAUAUAUUGCUGGUAUCUUCUGUGCGGUCGUCAGUCAUCCGGCCGAUGUCAUGGUGAGCAAGUUGAAUGCCGAUCGAAAGCCUGGUGAGGGUGCCAUGAAGGCAGUUUCUCGAAUCUACGGUAACAUUGGCUUCUCUGGUCUGUGGAAUGGCCUGCCAGUGCGUAUCGUCAUGCUGGGUACUCUCACGGGCUUCCAGUGGUUGAUUUAUGACUCGUUCAAGGUCUUCCUGGGCCUCCCCACCACCGGUGGUCAUUAA
Penicillium brasilianum is the source of this 924-nucleotide messenger RNA. NCBI's taxonomy places the organism in Eukaryota, Fungi, Ascomycota, Eurotiomycetes, Eurotiales, Aspergillaceae. The record is from the annotation of a GenBank genome assembly.